CAGGUGGAUUCAGCCAACAUGCCUCGUAGUUUCAGCCGUUUUCUAUCAAAUCGCUAUAAUAAUGAGCGGGAAAACCUCAACGAACGCUAUCAGGCUGUACUUCCUGAAACAUCCAACAUUUCCCAGAACCGGAAGCCACGAACUACUUUUACCCAAAGGUCGAGGGCUCUAAACAAAUCGGAAAUAAACAUCAACAAAAGGUUCACCUUUCAUUAUGGAAAAGUGCAUCCGAGCAGUGAUUGGCGCCAUGGCGAUGAUAUACCCAUUGUAGUCCGAAGAGAAAUGGAGGAACGACAAGGUGAGCAGCUAAUGGAGCUUCAACCGAUCUCGGAGGAUCACGUGUUUAGUCACACCAUCUGGAGGGUGCAAAUGCCGGAACAAAGUCUUACAUUGAAACCCAAAAUCGAAGGUAAUCCGAAAGAUGGAAUCAUCACGGCGGUGGCCAAACCCAGAGGCCGUCGUGGUAGGAAACCUAAAAAUAAUUUAACAGCUCAGGCGACAUUGAAUCAGAAAACAUUAGUGGAGCAAGUUAUAAAGCCACAAGAGGUGGAGGCAAUGGAACCUCCAACUCCUGUCAAGAAACCAAUCGAAAGACGUCAAAUGAAGCAGAAGGGUGAGCAAUUCACGUGCAGCACCUGCUCCAGGACCUUUAAUCACUCCUGGCUGCUGGUUGCCCAUAUGAGGGUCCACACAGGAGAGAGACCCUUCGUGUGUCCCGAGCAAGCAUGCCAAAGAUCCUUCUCCGAUCGCUCCAAUCUUCGAACCCAUCAGCGUUCGAUGAGCCACCAUAAUUGGGAGCAUCAGUGCGGACAAUGUGGCAAGUUUUUUAAUCAGAUUUUUUACCUAAAUCGGCAUACAUUAGAUUCCUGUCGCAAAUAUUUGAUGAGUGCCAUGCACAGAAGGUCCUAA
Molecule: messenger RNA, 909 nt
Organism: Drosophila serrata
Lineage: Eukaryota; Metazoa; Arthropoda; Insecta; Diptera; Drosophilidae
Biological process (GO): regulation of gene expression
Cellular component (GO): nucleus
Source: RefSeq, a predicted model, not a curated record